Molecule: messenger RNA, 1431 nt
Organism: Vitis riparia (riverbank grape)
Lineage: Eukaryota; Viridiplantae; Streptophyta; Magnoliopsida; Vitales; Vitaceae
Product: 1-acyl-sn-glycerol-3-phosphate acyltransferase-like
Exons: 7
Coding region: 273-1199 (308 amino acids)
Biological process (GO): phosphatidic acid biosynthetic process
Cellular component (GO): membrane; endoplasmic reticulum
Molecular function (GO): 1-acylglycerol-3-phosphate O-acyltransferase activity
Source: RefSeq, a predicted model, not a curated record
AACACAAAUUUGAGUGUCUCACCCUCUUUCAAUCAUCUUCCAGGAAAUUGCUUUCAAUCUUCCUUCACUCUCUCUUCUUUUCCGUGUCAUUCUCUCCAGUAUUUUCUUGAGAAUUGGUACGUAAAGACAAGUCUCCUUUGACUUCUGGACACUCUGUUUUGGGUUCCUUAGGACAGGAGCAUCUGAACAUGAAGGUUUUGUUGGAUUAGAAGACAUCAAGUUUUCCAAAAUUUGAAGUUCUGCACAGCUAUUACAUUUUCAUUAAGCACGGCAUGGAGAAAACUGCAAGUGGUUCUGUUAUGAGGAAUAGAAGGUUGGAGAGUUUCUUCAACGCAAGUCCUAUUCCAAACAUGGGGGUGUCCUGGAAAAUUGGCUCCAAGAAAGGGGUAGGAGAGAGGCCGAAAACCGAUUUGUAUGUUGAGGAUGAUGGAUGGAUGUCUAUACUGAUAUCCUGGAUUCGGAUUGUCACAUGUUUUGUGUCGAUGAUGGUUACUACCUUUGUGUGGGCCUUAAUCAUGCUUGUGCUUCUUCCAUGGCCUUAUGAGAGACUAAGGCAAGGGAAUAUUUAUGGGCAUGUGACUGGUCGAAUGCUGAUGUGGAUUUUGGGGAAUCCUAUGAAGAUUGAAGGUGCCGAGUACUCUAACACAAGGGCUAUUUAUAUCUGUAAUCAUGCAUCUCCACUCGACAUUUUCCUUAUGAUGUGGUUGACUCCAACGGGCACUGUUGGCAUUGCAAAGAAAGAGAUUGUAUGGUACCCUUUGUUUGGGCAACUUUAUGUCUUGGCCAACCAUCUCCGCAUUGAUCGCUCCAACCCAACUGCAGCCAUCCAGUCCAUGAAGGAGGUGGCUCGUGCAAUUGUCAAAAACAAACUGUCCUUGAUCCUUUUUCCUGAGGGCACCAGGUCCAAGGAUGGACGAUUACUCCCUUUUAAAAAGGGUUUUGUCCACUUGGCAAUGCAAUCGCACCUCCCUAUCGUUCCAAUUGUCCUGACAGGCACUCAUCUUGCAUGGAGGAAGGGCAGCUUACAUGUUCGACCAGCACCCCUUACUGUAAAGUAUCUUCCCCCAAUCAAAACCGAUGAUUGGACUGCAGACAAGAUCGAUGACCAUGUAAAAAUGGUGCAUGACAUAUACAUCAAACACCUCCCACAGCCUCAGAGACCUCUUGUGGUAGAAGAAGAAACUCCCACCAAGGGCUGAAGUUUAUGGUUGAGGUUUUACCUCUUUGAUGUGUGUUUUCUUCAGUUGAGUUGGAAGAAUUUCACAAAGUGCCAUGAUAACUGCUACAAUAAGCCCACAUUUAACCUUGAUUCAGAUAUGAGCAGAACCUACUAAUGUGUUGUGCUGCCUUUUGUUGGGGAAAAUAAGCCUGGAAGUCACACAAAAAGAGCUUCCAUAUUAUAUUAGUCACACAGCCAUUUCAUGCUUUUAA